AUGGCGAGAGGAGAGUUUGUGUAUAGUGGGAGAGGGAUAUGGUGUUCAUACAAGAGAACAACUUUCGUUGUUUGUUUAAUUAACAUUGCUGUUGUCCUAUAUGCGAUCCAGAAUCUUUACAAUUCUCUUUACAUGUAUCCCUACAUUGAUUCACGAACUACAUUUAGGUACACCCCAGAUCAGAUUAGGAAAAUGGAAGAGUCGAUUCAAAUACGAAAAGCAUCGGAACCUAAAGAGCUCAUUAAAUUGGUGAAACAAUUAAAGAAGGAUUUUUUAAGGGAAGACAAGGUAGUGGAGUUGCCACAGCACUCGAAACAAAAGUUGAUAGAUGAGAUUCUUGCUCAGUUAAGAGGCUUGGAUGCCGGUGCCAAUGCAACUCAGAAACGAGAGGCAGUUGAAAGGUGGCGCAAGGAAAAACUAAAAGAGGCAAAAGGACUUGUCCGUGGGAAAACCUUGAAUACGACAAUUUUGUCCAAGGAAGCUGGUGUUAUUGCAAGAGCUUUGAGUUCUGAUUGGGCCAACUUGUCAGAAGAAAUGGGGCUCUGGAUACCGCUUGAAAUCAUUAAUAAGGAACAUGAUGACAAACCCGAGGGUGAAGAGGAGUUUGACAGCCGAAUCUUACCUGGCAGACAGCUCCCUCCCGAAUGCCAUGCUGAACUUCAUACGGACUACGGUGGUGCUGCCGUAAGAUGGGGCCUUACCCACCCUAAAGAAUCUGCAUAUGAAUGUUGUAUGGCAUGUUUGAAUCAAGCUAAAGGUGCCAAACCCGGUGAAAUGAAAUGUAAUAUUUGGGUUUACUGCCCAUCCGAGACUGGGUGUUACUCUCCAGAUAUUUAUGAACACAAAAAUCAAGAGUGCUGGCUAAAAUAUGAUGAGAAACCGAAAUUGAGUUUUAAGGACAGGUAUUCGGAAUCAUAUAGACAUGCACACCCGAAUGCACCAUUGAUCGUUCCAUGGGUGUCUGGCGUGAAAGCAAAAAAUACGGUCCCGUCGGCUGGCUCUCGCAAAACGCAGAAGUGUCCAAUCAUGAUCCAGAGUGGAAAUUUAACCCACAAAACUCAUUAUGAGAUCCUCGAUGUGAAGGAAGAUGCUAGCUUUGAAGAAAUUCGCACAUGCUACCGAACUGCCAUUCUGAGUUUCCAUCCAGAUAAAAUGCAAAUGACACGUGAAACAUCAAUUGCAAACGAGUCGGGCAGUAGGUUUAUAGAGGUACAGAGGGCUUGGGAAAUCCUUGGAGAUUCAAAAUCUCGUGCACUCUAUGAUAACGAUCUGCGAUCUUUGAGGCAGGAUUCUGCAACUGCUGAAGAUAUCAGAUUAGAGGAUCUGUCAAUCGAAGAUACUGGCGAUUUUUUCGAGCUUUCGUACUACUGCAGGUGUGGUGAUUACUUCGUAAUCGAUCCUUCCGAGUUGGCAGAUAUGGGAUAUCCAUUGAUGAAAAACGGGAAUGAAUUUUUUUUGCAAACGACAAAAUCUCUACCAGCAUCCGUUGUUCUUCCUUGUGGUUCAUGCUCGCUUAAAGUCCGGUUAUUGAUUAAUGCUGAUAGUAAGCUGCAAACUGAGUUGAGUAAUUUAUAA
Messenger RNA from Fraxinus pennsylvanica, 1575 nucleotides. NCBI's taxonomy places the organism in Eukaryota, Viridiplantae, Streptophyta, Magnoliopsida, Lamiales, Oleaceae. The record is from the annotation of a GenBank genome assembly.